Molecule: messenger RNA, 3060 nt
Organism: Brienomyrus brachyistius
Lineage: Eukaryota; Metazoa; Chordata; Actinopteri; Osteoglossiformes; Mormyridae
Gene: ackr5
Product: G protein-coupled receptor 182
Exons: 2
Coding region: 1603-2679 (358 amino acids)
Biological process (GO): G protein-coupled receptor signaling pathway
Cellular component (GO): membrane
Molecular function (GO): G protein-coupled receptor activity
Source: RefSeq, a predicted model, not a curated record
UUUUCAGACAGCUGGUGUACGGCUAAGACAGGGGCUGUGUUGGAGACUGCCCCCUACCGACGGGCAAUGGAACGGCAGGAAAAGUAGGAAGCGCAACAUCACCUUAGUGCGGGGGAAGGCAACCCUGAUCCUGCAGUGCCAGUAUCCUGCAGGUCUUCUGUCCUACCUGAUGAGUUACUAUCUGCCUGAGAUCAGGUGUGGUUCCUCAGAGACCAGGUAGGAUGGGAAAACCUGCUGGAUACCAGCACUUCAGGAUCGGGUUGCCUACUCCUGGUUUACUGAUUUUGAAGAGCUGAACACUGGCUGCCCUGCUCCUGUACAGAUGAGGUGGGGCAAGCUGGAUGCUGUGCCUGAUGGAUGAGGAGACGGGCCAGGGGUCAGGGAGGUGGCUCCCUUUGCCGGGAGCCCUAAUUGUGAUGACGGAUCCCUUCCUGUUUCUCCUGAAUGCCACAGUGCUGCUUCUAACAAAGGAUGGAAAAACACGGCUCAAUCCCGGACGAGCAACCGCGAGAAUGUGCUGACAGGCGAGGAGGGCCCAUGGGCUGUGUGCGGGGGCUCGCCCAUGCCCUCAGGACCUCGGGGAGGGUGGGUGUGUCACACCCAAACUGGGCAGAAAGCCCAGUCGUCGUCCUGGGUCAUGAGAGCAGAGUGACGGCCGCCUCGGUCCGCUCUGGAGGGGAGGUCAACCCCUUUAUUUUGAGGGUGCACUCCCGCCUUCAUUCCUUCCUCUGAUGCUCCUUAAUCACAGAGCUUCCUGGCAGCAGAGCCCGAGGCCCCAGCGUUUGUAUCUGCACUAUAUCACAGCCGGGAGAGUGUUUUUCCACAGCGUUGAAGUGCUGAUGUCAGUUAUUCGCCAGCCAGCCGCUGUAUCCGUUUGUUCCCGACCGCUCGAUUGGCUUCAUGUGAAAAUAUUCACACCCUACGGCUAAAUAGUGCUUCUCCUUGUCUUUUUUACUUGUCUGGCAGCUGGCAUUAUGUCAUAAGUGAAUGAUUUACCCUGGAGAGGCCAAUCUGCGUGGAUUAUGCUGAAUAUGUCAUCUACACUCGCAAAGAUGUAAACGGGGGCCGGUUUGUCGUUUCUGAGGCACCCCUUCCGAUGUCAGGAAAUAUCAGAAGAGGGUAACUAGCUAGCUAGUUAGCAGAACAUGCAACUUCAGCAUCUAAGUAAGGAUGGUGUUCGUUUAAUAUAUUUAGUAUAAUGAGUUUUGGCCAAUAGGCCACACAAACAUGCGGUUUGAAUGGUUGCAAGUGAUGCCACUGAGUGUAGACGUGGUUAAAUCACGCAGUUGGACUUUCGGCCUCCGGCAAGGCUGCAAUGAUGUCCUUGGAACGAAUCACACGGAAAAUGAUGAGCCUGAAAGUCAGGCCUUAUCACAUGGGCCACAGGGGGUUAGCACAAGGCCGCUGCACCUCCUCCAGGAUGUCCUGUUAGUCCCGCAGGUCACGGGGGGAUCAGGGCUUGGCUGAAUUUGCCAGUGUGGGACAGCCAGCUGAGUCCAGAUUGUCUAGGAUACCGCGCUCAGACAGGUCUCUGCACGCUCAAGCCAGCAUUCCCAGCGUCCCGCCUCUCACUGGUCACCCAGGAUCUGCAGAAUCUCCAAGAUGGUGGACGACACCCACAACAUCACAUCCGACCAUGAUAACUACACGCACUGGUUCAUGUACGAAUGCACCCUGGACCUGGACUAUAGCUCCAGACGUGUGUUCCUCUUCCUGAUGCACCUGCUCUUCUUCAUGGUGGGUUUGGUGGAGAACUGCCUGGUUGUGUGGGUGAACUGGAAGCGCAGGAAGUCCUGCAGCCGCGUGCUGUUCUGCGUGCUCAACGUCAGCAUAUCCGACCUCAUGGUGGUGCUGGUCAUGCCCUUCUACAUGCUUGAGGUCACCAUAGACAAAGUGUGGCUGUGGGGCCACUUUCUCUGCAAGUUCACACAUCUCGUCUACGCGGUGAACUUCUACAGCAGCACCUUCUUUGUGGCUUGCAUGACACUCGAGCGCUACCUGUCAUUGUCCCAGCCGGAGUCCACCAGCUGGGGCCUUCCCGAGCGCCACCGCAGGGCACUGAUGUGUGGGGGCCUGUGGGCCCUCGCCUUUCUGCUGGCCCUCAUCGAGAACGUGCAUGUGGACCUGCUGGAGUUUGAGGAACCUGGCUGCUUCCUGUUCCCUGAUUACAGCUAUACCAUGUGGUUCAACACCCUGAGCUGCGUUGCCCUCCUCUUCCAGUUCGUGGGACCUGCAGUCAUCAUUAUCACAUGCAAUGUGCUGAUCGCUCGCACUGUAGGCACCGUGGCCAACGUGGAGGGCCGGCGCGAUGUGUGGCUGGUGCAUGUGUACUCGCUGGUGUUCGUGGUGUGCUGGCUGCCGUACCACCUCGUCGUGAUGCUCAUAAUGGUGGAUGACAUGGCUCCACACCUCUUCAGCUGCAACACGGUGGACAUCAUUUACUUCUCCUACAGCAUCACAGAAUGCCUGUCGUUAUUCCACUGCGUCGCCAACCCCAUCCUCUACAACUUCCUCAGCAAGGGCUUCCAGGAAAUGCUCAUCAACACGUUGCUGCAGCGCCUGUCCAGCAGGGCACCCAACGCUCAGGGCUGCACUGACGCCGACCGCACCAAGCGGCCGCCAAAAGAGGGCCGCCGGGGCAGCACCAGCAGCACCAGUCACUCAGAUGUGGGCCCUUAAAGAGCAAAGAUGGGGGAGACGGCCCACCGAGGCACAGACCGGAGUAGACACGACAUCAAUCACACCUCCCCCAUGUUCGUGCUCACUCUCUCACCUAGUCUUGGAAAAACGGACCCACCGCCAAUAGAGGGGAGGGCUGCUCCCCCAGCACACGAAACCGUCACACAGGACUGCAAAGGAAAGGACAGUGACAGCCACACCACAUACCCCAGUAUGAAGGCAGGCGUGUAUGAACCAGGCUGGGUAUCUCUGCUGAUAUGAAUGGCUGCUUAAUUUCUACCCUUGGAACUACUGGCGUUACACAUUCUUAGCAUUUUAUUUACGUGUAGCCAAGUGAAUCCUGCAAUCCAUGUAAGUCGAAUUAAAAAAACUUCCAGUCUU